Molecule: messenger RNA, 213 nt
Organism: Acanthamoeba castellanii str. Neff
Lineage: Eukaryota; Discosea; Longamoebia; Acanthamoebidae
Exons: 3
Coding region: 1-213 (70 amino acids)
Source: RefSeq, a predicted model, not a curated record
AUGGAGAUGUCACAAGAUUUGCUCUUAGCACCAGAGGUUGAUGUGACAGCCCAAAAAAGACCUGCCAGAGAGGAGCAAGUAACCCAGCCAACUGCCAUGGCAACUGAUGAGGAGCUGUUGAAGCAAGGAGAACACAGUCUCAGAAGACAACAUUCACAUCCUCACAUGGGGCCAGAACCACAUGCACAACAAGGCUGCAGUUCACAAGGAUGA